AUGGCUGGCCAGGCACUGCCCCCGCCGCGGACACCGUGCCUCGAGGGCCGGGGUCCCGGCGCGCACCCGGGCCACCGCCGCCGCCGCCGCCGCCGGGGAACCCGGCUGCCGGCUGUCCAGUCCGGAGCUCCGACCCCGGCCCCCGCCUGGCCCGCGCGCGGCCCCUCCCUUGCGGGAGGACCAACCGGCCCCGGGGCCCGGGCGCACGUGACGCCCCGCCCCCCCCCCCCCCGCCGCGGCCCCUCCGGAAACCUGAGGCGGCGCCGCCCGGCAGGCCGGAGGCGAGCGAAGUGGGGAGGCCGGAGGCGGGGGACGGGAGCGCCGCGGCGCAGGGCAGCCCCCGCCCGGACUGGCCUGCCUCUGCGCUCCGCCCUCGGGCUGGACUCCCCGGACCUAGCGCACGCGGCGCUGGCCCAUCCUGGCCGUCUGAGCUUGUCAGCUUCUACCCCCAGCCCCAAAUCACCGUUCAGCAGUCCCGCCAACUUCCUCCCCCGACCAGAGAACUCCCACCCUGAGGCACCUGACCUGAGCACUAGUGCCUACCACGCUGGAGCAGAGAGGGUGGUCCUGCAGGUCCCGCCCCUGUCCAGCCCAGGCCCUCAGGUUUAUGCUUCAAAACACAGCCAGAGCGGCUCACUCUCCCCAGGAAGGCCUGAGACACAGCGGGGUAACAAGAUCCCCGGGGGCCCGGCCACCUUCCGUGCCCUGCUCCGUGGAUCAGCAGCCCGCAGCUCGCCGGCCAGGGCAGCUUUACACCUGCUCCACCGCAGCGAGCCGGCGCUCAGGAGCUGCAGCCUGGGGUCCCUGGAGCCACAGGCACGUUUGCCUGUGCCCCUCAUCCCCUGUGGCACCCCACCUGCCUCCUCCAGGAAGCCCCCAGCUGGCCCCCUUACUCUCUGCAUUGAGGUGCAGGGCUCCAGAACGGUUCUGCUGCUCUCGCCCCGCCCCGCCCGGUCGCCAGGGGUCCUCCAGGACCUGAGGCCAAGCAGCCACGCUGACCAGGCCUCUCUGCAGGUGCAGCUCCCAGAUGAUCCCCACAACCCUCCCAAGGCCUGGGGCAAAGGCACAGAAUGUCCCCAUAAUAAGGACACCUUGCCUGGUCCCCAGUGGGGCCUGGGCCUUCCCAGCCUGAGCUGCAGGGAGCAGCAGGGGCUUGACUGGAAAGAAAGGAAAGCUUCUCCCUGGCCCUGGGGAAGGCAGGCCUUUGUUCCCCCACCCUGCCUCCUCCCUGACCAGAGUGAGGAGCAGAUCCUGCUGGCCCUCAGGGGCUGGCGGGAUGCGGCCCUGCUCUACAGGCAGUAG
Molecule: messenger RNA, 1302 nt
Organism: Dama dama (fallow deer)
Lineage: Eukaryota; Metazoa; Chordata; Mammalia; Artiodactyla; Cervidae
Product: serine/arginine repetitive matrix protein 1-like
Exons: 5
Coding region: 1-1302 (433 amino acids)
Source: RefSeq, a predicted model, not a curated record